Messenger RNA from Populus trichocarpa (black cottonwood), 789 nucleotides. RefSeq names its product subtilisin-like protease SBT2.5. The transcript has 3 exons. Lineage: Eukaryota; Viridiplantae; Streptophyta; Magnoliopsida; Malpighiales; Salicaceae. The record is from RefSeq and is a predicted model, not a curated record. Bases 92 to 382 code for a protein of 96 amino acids.
UUUGACUCCAAAGUAAGCCGGAAACUCUAUAUAAAUAGCUACCAGGUAUGGAUCGCUGAAAGGCAUCAUAUGAUCAAAGAAAGCAGAGGAAAUGGGGAGUAAAGAAAGGGAGAGAUAUUUUGUUUUCAUGGACUAUGAUCCUGAAUAUGAGCGCAUUCGAAAUGAUCGGACAAAGAGAGGAGCAUAUGAGCUCGACAUGUAUCUGAGCAGGAAGCAUGAUGAGUUAUUGGCAAACACCCUUGCGCAUGGCAGCUACAAGAAGACAAUAUCUUUGAUCAUUGUUGAUGGUUUUGCAGUAGAAAUCACUGAAGACCAGGCAAAUGCGCUUAGAUCUACUAAUGGGGUGAGAGUUGUGGAGAAGAAUCAAGAAUUUCCGAAUUAAUUAUUAAGAAGCUAGAAGCUAGGGUAUCCACUACCCAGGAAAGAGCUGUGGUAGAUUUGGUGUCACAUGAGUUUAUAAACUCAUUCGUGUACAUGGAGGUUGAGAUAUUUUCUCUGGGGUUACUUAUGAUCUCAAAAAACCAAAAAAAAUGAUAAUAAUCAUAUAUAAUAAUAAUAAUAAUAAUAAUAAUAAUAAUACUGGUGAAUACCAGAGAGAUAUGUGUUAAGUGAUAGCAGGAUGUUAUCUCAGGAAUCCUGUUUUCUCGUUAGCUAGAUGGGACAUCUUCAUUAAUGAUGACCAGGCAGUAGUACUGCAAGUAUUGGGAUCUAUAUAUAAUGUAUUAAGUUUUGGAAGAUCAGUGAUAUAAAAAUGAAUGCAGGAAAAACUUAUUUUUAUGUGCUUCAAAA